CCUUCAAUCCACCAACAAAGCUAAUCAGAAGUAAAGAGAAUUUCUUUAGUUCUCUGCAAAACAAAUACUGCUCUCUACCUUUCUUUCCCAAAAAAAAUUAAAUAGAAAAAAAAAGAAAAGGAUUAAAAGGGAAUUCUCGAAAAGAAUUACAGAUUUUGUUUUGUUCCCUUUUUCUUUUAUGGGUUCUAGGGGGUGGAUGAAGUAGAAGGAGAUAUUUUAUCUCGAAGAUCUGAUAUUCGUGUUCUGCGCUAUUGAAGUGCAAACAUGUCUCAGACCAACUGGGAAGCUGAUAAAAUGUUGGAUGUCUAUAUUCACGAUUAUCUUGUGAAGAGAGAUCUAAAGGCCACUGCUCAGGCUUUUCAAGCCGAAGGGAAAGUCUCGUCGGAUCCCGUUGCUAUAGAUGCUCCUGGUGGUUUUCUAUUUGAAUGGUGGUCCGUUUUUUGGGAUAUCUUUAUUGCGAGAACGAACGAGAAGCACUCUGAAGUUGCCGCUUCUUACAUUGAGACUCAGUUAAUGAAGGCAAGGGAACAACAACAACAACAACAGCAGCCGACACAAUCACAGCAUCCUCAGCAACAACAACAAUUACAAAUGCAGCAACUUUUAUUACGACAACAACAACAGCAGCAACAACAGCAGCAGCAGCAGCAACAACAUCAGCAGCAACAACAACAGCAACAACAGCAUCAGCAACAACAACACCAACAAAAUCAGCAACAAAAUCAGCAACAACAACAUCAGCAACAACAACAGCAGCAGCAGCAGCAGCAACAACAACAGGCGCACCAGCAACAACAGCAACAGCAACAAAGGCGUGAGGGUGGACACCUUCUCAACGGUUCAUCUAACGGGAUUGUCGGUAAUGAUCCGCUCAUGAGACAAAAUCCCGGUACUGCUAAUGCAUUAGCGACAAAGAUGUAUGAAGAGAAUUUGAAGCCACCCGUUCAGAGGGAUUCUUUGGACGAUGCUGCUUUGAAGCAAAGAUUCGGCGAUAACGUGGGCCAGCUUUUGGAUCAAAAUCAUGCUUCGAUUUUGAAAUCAGCUGCUUCAGCUGGCCAGCCGUCUGGACAAAUGUUGCACGGUACAGCUGGUGGAAUGUCUCCGCAAGUUCAAGCACGGAGUCAACAGUUUCAAGGCUCUUCACCGGAAAUCAAAACCGAAAUGAACCCGAUCCUGAAUCCAAGAGCCGCUGGUCCCGAAGGAUCACUAAUUGGGAUUCCUGGGUCAAAUCAAGGUGGGAAUAACCUGACAUUGAAAGGAUGGCCUCUAACAGGUUUCGAUCAGCUUCGAUCGGGGCUUCUCCAGCAGCCGAAGUCGUUCAUGCAGGCCCCACAACCCUUUCAUCAACUACAAGUUCUGACACCUCAGCACCAGCAGCAGCUUAUGCUCGCUCAACAGAGCUUGACUUCUCCAUCGGCAAACGACGCAGAGAGCAGGAGACUAAGAAUGCUUUUCAAUAAUCGAAGCUUGUCAAUGGGAAAAGACGGCCUUUCCAAUUCUGUCGGUGAUGUUGUUCCUAAUAUCGGUUCCCCCUUGCAAGCUGGCGUCUUGCCUCGUGCAGAUCCAGAAAUGUUAAUAAAGUUGAAAUUUGCUCAAAUGCAGCAGCAGCAACAGCAGCAGAGCAAUAAUCAGGCGCAGCAGCAGCUUCAACAUCAUGCUCUGUCUAGUCAGCAGCCACAGAGUUCGAAUCAUAAUCUCCAGCAAGAUAAAAUUAUGGGUCCCGGUGGUGUGGCCGGUGAUGGCAGCAUGUCGAAUUCGUAUAGAGGAAAUGAUCAGGCUUCAAAAAACCAGACCGGGAGAAAGAGAAAGCAGCCCGUUUCAUCUUCGGGCCCCGCUAAUAGCUCAGGAACAGCCAACACAGCGGGCCCCUCUCCAAGUUCAGCUCCAUCGACACCUUCGACACAUACGCCUGGAGAUGUGAUGUCAUCAAUGCCAGCUUUGCCACAAGGUGCCAGCUCAUCAAAACCGAUGAUGAUGUUUGGAGCUGAUAACACUGGUACUCUUACAUCACCAUCGAACCAAUUGUGGGAUGAUAAAGAUCUAGGGCAAGCGGAUAUGGAUCGAUUUGUGGACGAUGUUGAAGACAAUGUGGAAUCGUUUUUAUCGCAUGACGAUGCUGACCCUCGUGAUUCAGUCGGCCGGUGUAUGGAUGUAAGCAAAGGGUUUACGUUUACGGAAGUAAGUUCUGUUCGAGCUAGUGGGUUUAAAGUUGCGUGUUGCCACUUCUCGCCCGAUGGGAAGCUUCUUGCGAGUGGCGGACAUGACAAAAAGGCGGUUUUGUGGUACGCUGACAGUUUGAAGCCGAAGACUACGCUCGAGGAACACUCUUCUCUUAUCACUGACGUUCGUUUCAGUCCUAGCAUGGCCCGCCUUGCCACAUCAUCCUUUGACAAGACCGUCAGAGUCUGGGAUGCGGAUAAUCCUAGCUAUUCACUUCGUACCUUUACCGGACAUUCUGCUGGUGUGAUGUCAUUGGACUUCCACCCAAACAAAGAUGACCUCAUCUGCUCAUGUGAUGGGGACGGUGAAAUAAGAUACUGGAGCAUAAAUAACGGGAGCUGCGCCAGAGUUUUCAAGGGUGGGACCGCCCAAGUGAGAUUCCAACCUCGUCUUGGAAGAUACCUCGCAGCUGCUGCAGAGAAUGUCGUCUCGAUUCUUGAUGCAGAGACACAGGCUUGCAGACAUUCGUUAAAGGGUCACACGAAACCAAUUACUUCUAUUUGCUGGGACCCGUCUGGAGAGCUGUUGGCAUCGGUUAGUGAGGAUUCAGUGAGAGUAUGGACUAUGAGAUCUGGUAGUGAAGGGGACUGUUUGCACGAGCUUAGUUGUAAUGGAAAUAAAUUCCAUUCUUGCGUUUUUCACCCGACAUAUUCUUCGUUGCUCGUUAUUGGUUGUUAUCAGUCGCUUGAGCUGUGGAACAUGACUGAGAACAAAACAAUGACCCUUUCGGCACAUGAAGGAUUGAUUGCUUCGUUGGCUGUAUCGACAGUGGCUGGAUUGGUUGCUUCGGCCAGUCACGAUAAAAUUGUUAAAUUAUGGAAAUGAUUUUUAGGCCCAAAACGAAGAAGAAAAAAAAAAUUAUAUUUUGCUGUUCUGUGUUAUUUGUCUUGAGUUUCGUUGAAACAUCAAGAGAGCUUGGAACUAACUGCUACUAGUGUUUGUGAGUUGAUUUCGUAGCCCUACGAUGGACAUUUUUUUUUUUUUUUUUUUACUUGUUUAAUUGGUUUUAAGUUGUACUAAUUUGCAGGAUUUUUAUCGGACGAUGUUAAUGUGGACUUGUUCUAACCUGGAAAAAAACACCCGGAACUUUUCAACUGUUGAUGCCUGUUUUUGAAUUAGGAGUUUUUCCUCCUUGGGUGUUGUUUGUUGUACUAUUAUUGAUAUAAAUACUAUUGUUUUGUUCA
Messenger RNA from Erythranthe guttata (spotted monkey flower), 3404 nucleotides. It is a transcript of the gene LUG, whose product is annotated as transcriptional corepressor LEUNIG. The record is from RefSeq and is a predicted model, not a curated record. Lineage: Eukaryota; Viridiplantae; Streptophyta; Magnoliopsida; Lamiales; Phrymaceae. Gene Ontology annotation, molecular function: protein binding. Gene Ontology annotation, cellular component: nucleus.